AUGGAUGGGCCGACCCUCCAUGCGCUGCUCUCAAUGGAGAAUCCGACUAUCAAAAUCGCACAUGGGGCAUCAAACUGCCACGUUACCAGAGGUAUUCCCAUUGAACCACUCGACAUCACCCGAUGGGUUGAUUUCACCUUCCAUAAUAUCAUCAGUGCCUAUGGCCACAUUCUUUCCCGACGCAGCUCAAGCUCGGAGAAAGUUAAACUUGAGAAUGCAGAGGUCGAGGAAGAAGCACGCAACCUGACCGAGCUAAAGAAAGCUGCUUAUAACUGGCUGGACUCAAUUUGUGUUCCCCUCGUCUGUGAAGGCGCCGGUAUUCUCCAAAGGAGUCUAAGCUGCCCGGACACAAUUCGCAGUGGACGAGACGCUCCGCUCAUCCCCAAGAAAGGAAGUCAGCCAAACUGGACAUUCUUCGCCGGCCAAGAUCACCGCAUCUAUUUCGUCACUGGCACUUUGCGCCUCUCGAAGGCGUGGAGCUCGGAAAAACUCAACAACCAAACACCCCGAUGCAAGGAGCCAAUCGAGCAACUUGCAAGACAUGCAGUAGAAGCACAGACCCGGUACGGCUUCGUACUGAGCGAAAAGGAGGUCGUAGUUGUGUGCUUUUACACCACUAAACAAGGAAAACCUGCGGCAAAAUGGCAACCGAUUUCGACAAGUGCAUCUGGCCAAGCGACAUUGACGGUGAACUUGGCUAUAUGGGCUCUCACUAUGAUGAGCUUAAACGACCAGCAUCGAAGCGUUGUGCAAGAGGCAUAUACAUUGCCGUUGAAUGCGUGGUCGGCGCAACCCGGUCACUAUCGCAAUCAUCUUUCGGGACGAGUUCUCCCCGACCUUCCAGCUGGUGGCAUCAUCCUGGAUCAGUAG
Messenger RNA from Fusarium subglutinans, 870 nucleotides. RefSeq lists its product as uncharacterized. Bases 1 to 870 code for a protein of 289 amino acids. The transcript has a single exon. The record is from RefSeq and is a predicted model, not a curated record. NCBI's taxonomy places the organism in Eukaryota, Fungi, Ascomycota, Sordariomycetes, Hypocreales, Nectriaceae.